UUUUUCUUUCUCAUUUAAAAGGUCUCGUUUGCAGCAGAGGGGAAAAACUGGCAUUCUAGUGUGUGUUUUGUGUGUGUCACAGACUCAGACAGACCAAAACUUUUCUCGAGUUUGGUUUUCUUUUUUCUUGGCUUCAUUAACAUGCACAAGUCCACUUAAUAGUCCACACCUUGGCUUCUCUCUCCUUCUCUCUCUCUCUCUCUCCAAAUUCCAAAAAAAAUGUCUCUGGCAAUAUUAUGUGUGUUGGUUGCUGGGGCAUAAUGGUGCAAAAGUUGUAGCCUUGAAGGGUUGAACACAAGGGUUUUAGAGGGGUGAUUGGUAAAAGUGAAAAAAAAAUAAAAAAAAUUCAAUCUUGUUACUGUUUUACUAUGAAAUUUGAGAUGGGUUUAGGGUAUUAUGGUUCUCUUCUGCUUCUUGCAUUGCUAUUCAGGCCUUUUGUCUGCCAAGAGCCUAACAAAGAUGAAUCUUUUGUCUUAGAAUUCUUUCACAAAAUGGGCCAAAAUGAAAACUUUUCUGGCUCAUCCUGUUCAUGGAGAGGAGUAGUUUGUGAUGCCCAUGGUGAGAAUGUUGUGAAAUUGGAGGCCUCAGGUUUUGGUUUAUCUGGUGCAAUCCCAGAUUCCACCAUUGGUAAACUCAUGAAGCUUGAAUCUUUGGAUCUCAGCAACAACAAGAUCACUGCCUUACCUAAUGAUUUCUGGGAUUUGGGCUCUCUCAAGAAUCUCAAUCUCUCACACAACCAAAUUUCUGGGGUUUUACCAAGUAACAUAGGCAACUUUGGCCAACUCCAAAGCUUAGACCUUUCAUUCAACAAUUUCUCUGGGAGUAUCCCUGAAUCAGUCAGCUCCCUCCUCAGCUUGCAGGCCCUCAACCUCAACCGAAACCAGCUCGAAUCAAGAAUCCCAUGGGGGAUUCUGCAAUGCCAAUCUUUGGUCUCCAUUGAUCUUUCAGCAAACAAGCUGAAUGGCUCUCUCCCUAUUGGCUUUGGUGCUGCACUGCCUCAGCUGAGGUUCUUGAACCUUGCUGGGAACGGCGUUUUGGGCCGUGAUUCGGAUUUUGCAGGGAUGAAAUCGAUUAGGGUUCUUAACAUUUCUGGCAAUCUGUUUAGGGGCUCUGUUGUUGGUGUUUUUGUAGGGCAAUUGCAGGUGGCUGAUCUGAGCAGGAACCAGUUUCAAGGCCACAUUGCUCAGGUAAAUUUCAGCUCCACCUUCAAUUGGUCGAAUUUGCUGUAUUUGGAUGUAUCUGAGAACGCGUUUAGUGGUAGAUUUUCGACUGGUUUAAGCCAUGCUGUGAAGCUUAAGCACCUUAAUCUUGCACACAAUAGGUUUAGAGAGCAAGAGUUCUUGCAAGUUGAUAUGCUUUCUAGUUUAGAGUAUCUGAAUCUAUCAGGGACUAAUUUGAUUGGUGAGAUUCCUAGUAAUGUCUCUCAUUUAAGUAGUUUGAGGAUUCUUGAUCUAUCCAAGAACAAUCUUAGCAGCCAUAUACCUCCAAUUACUGCAAAGAAUCUUCGAGUUCUUGAUCUUUCUUGCAACAAGCUAGUAGGAGAGAUCCCAUUGAUGCUCAUUCAACAACUCCAUGAGUUGGAGAGGUUCAACUUCUCUUACAACAACCUUAGCUUUUGCGCGUCGCAGUUCUCCUCGGAGACUCUCCAUACCGUGUUUAUUGGAUCAGUGAACAGCUGCCCUAUUGCUGCAAAUCCGGCCUUCUUCAAGAGGAACGCCCCGAAGCAUAGAGGGCUAAAGCUCGAGGUGGCUCUAACCCUCUCCAUGGUCUGUGUGCUUGUGGGGCUGCUCUUUCUGGCAUUUGGGUGUCGAAGCAAGACCUCGAUGUGGGCAGUGAAACAGAGUUCUAGUAAGGAAGAGCUCACUAUCUCGGGGCCCUUCUCGUUCCACACGGAUUCAACCACUUGGGUGGCUGAUGUGAAGCAAGCCACAAUGGUGCCCGUGGUGAUAUUUCAGAAGCCGUUGCUCAACUUCACGUUCGCAGACCUCCUGUCUGCAACGUCUCAUUUUGAUCGAGAUACGUUGCUAGCUGAGGGGAGGUUCGGCCCUGUGUAUCGUGGCGUGUUGCCAGGGGGCAUUCAUGUUGCUGUCAAGGUCUUGGUCCAUGGAUCCACGAUGACAGACGAGGAAGCUGCACGAGAGCUCGAGUAUCUUGGCCGUGUCAAGCAUCCCAACCUCGUCCCUCUCACCGGAUACUGCCUGGCCGGGGAGCAGAGGAUCGCCAUCUAUGAUUACAUGGAAAACGGAAACCUGCACAACCUGCUAUACGAUCUGCCUCUAGGCGUGCAGACCACGGAGGACUGGAGCACCGAUACUUGGGAAGACGAGGGCCAUGUCAUACGGAAUGCUGGCUCGGGGGGGCUGCUCACGAGCUGGGGGUUUAGGCACAAGAUCGCGCUUGGAACUGCUCGUGCACUCGCAUUCCUUCACCACGGCUGCUCGCCCCCCAUCAUCCACAGAGAUGUCAAGGCCAGCAGCGUCUAUCUCGACUACGAGCUGGAGCCGAGGCUCUCGGACUUCGGACUGGCUAAGAUAUUCGGGAAUGGCCUUGGGGACGAGGUUGCCCGUGGAUCACCCGGAUACGUGUCUCCCGAGUUCCUUCAGCCGGAGGGUAGCUCACCGGAGGCCCCCACCCCGAAGUCUGAUGUGUACGGAUUCGGAGUGAUACUCUUCGAGCUCAUCACUGGGAAAAAGCCCGUUGGAGACGAGUAUCCGGAGGAGAGGGAAGGCAACCUAGUGAGUUGGGUGCGAGGGUUGGUGAGGAGGAGCCAAGGGUCACGAGCCAUCGAUCCAAAGAUCCGUGGGACGGGGCAGGAUGCACCGGUAGUCGAGGCCUUGAAGAUCGGAUACCUAUGCACGGCCGAGGCGCCGUCGAAGCGGCCGAGCAUGCAUCAAGUGGUUGGAUUGCUCAAGGAUCUUGAACCACUUGCACAACAAUGAAUAGACCUUAGCCUUGUUUUUUUUUUUUUUUUUCACUUCAAUGAGCUCCUUAGUUUUGUUUGUGACUUAAUUGUCUAUGUUUCUCAUUUGCCAUACUUAUUCUUGGCUACAAUCUCCAAUUUAUAUACACAUGGUUUGAUCA
Salvia miltiorrhiza (redroot sage) is the source of this 3081-nucleotide messenger RNA. RefSeq names its product probable LRR receptor-like serine/threonine-protein kinase At2g24230. Lineage: Eukaryota; Viridiplantae; Streptophyta; Magnoliopsida; Lamiales; Lamiaceae. The transcript has a single exon. Gene Ontology annotation, molecular function: ATP binding; protein binding; protein kinase activity. The coding region runs from base 369 to 2939 and encodes 856 amino acids. Gene Ontology annotation, biological process: protein phosphorylation. The record is from RefSeq and is a predicted model, not a curated record.